UAUUUAAAAAAAAUUUUACAAUAUAAAGUAAAAUCUUUCUGAAGUCAAAAAGUGCCUGAUAGUUGAUUAAACUGAUCAAGUUCCAUGUGUAGAACUAGCUGAAUAUCUCGUUGGUGCAAUUAUUAAGUGGAAAAUUCGUUAUAAAAUAUCAGUUUGCAAUCUCAAAUAUAUCAGAAAAGUGAUUUUGUAAAUUUUGGGCACAAAAAGUUGUUAAAGUGAGCUAAUUUGAUUAAAAAAUAUAUUUUUUACGCAACUUUGCAUAUCAGCCAACAAGCUGUUGGAUUCUUCAUACCAUCUCAACUCGUUUAGCUUCGCAUAUUUCCAUCGCAGAAAAUCGAGUGACCGCUUUACUCUGGCAAUUUUAGCCAGCUAGAUAUGCCUGCACAAUAUGGAACUUGCGAUUUGUAAAACAGAGUUGCCAACUACCAGAUUUAUGCUGCCAACUGCACCGGCCUCCUUCUAUCAGAAGAAUAACGCUCACUUCAGUGAGAUACUCAAUUUCAACACCAACUAUUUAUUCAAUAAAAAUAAUAUAAACAACAACAAUAGUAAUAAUAAUCAAAAUAACAACAGCAACAAUCAUAAUAAUAGUGCCAGUGUAAGUGCUAGUGCAAUUGUAAAUAAUAAUAAUAAUCAAAAUAUUAGUGCCAACAAUAACAACAACCACAAUACCAAUUCAAUUUUGUGCAACAACGGUAAUAGCAACAACAACGCAAGUGGCAGCAUGCGUCUGAAAAAGAAUCGGCGAGUGACGUUCCUGAAGAAUCUGAUCGAGACAAAUAUCCGCAUCAAAGAAGAGCCUGAUGAUGGCACCAAAGACAUACCGCCGCCAAUGUGCAGUUUAUCGGAUAUGUCCGAUCAUGAGGCGUCAAUCGGUGAGUGA
Molecule: messenger RNA, 883 nt
Organism: Bactrocera tryoni
Lineage: Eukaryota; Metazoa; Arthropoda; Insecta; Diptera; Tephritidae
Exons: 3
Coding region: 389-883 (164 amino acids)
Source: RefSeq, a predicted model, not a curated record